Molecule: messenger RNA, 933 nt
Organism: Letharia columbiana
Lineage: Eukaryota; Fungi; Ascomycota; Lecanoromycetes; Lecanorales; Parmeliaceae
Exons: 3
Coding region: 1-933 (310 amino acids)
Biological process (GO): fungal-type cell wall polysaccharide metabolic process
Cellular component (GO): fungal-type cell wall
Source: RefSeq, a predicted model, not a curated record
AUGCACUUCUUCACCUUCCUAUUGACGCUCGGCUUCGCCCUGUCCGGUGUCCAAUCUAUCCCGGCCCCCUCCCAACCCUUCCCUGAGGUCGAUCCUGCCUCGAAUCCUCUCAACGCAGCUCGUGCCCUUCCGAGCGGUGACCUAUACCCACCCCAGCCCCCAGGAGCUGGCCCGGGCAAGCGUGGACUCCUCUAUAACACCGAGUCCAAUGUUGAGUGGAGCAACUUCUACGUCGAGAGUCCCUACGUCACGUACGGGAGCAAUGGGGAUGUCAUACGUGGCGAUGAGAUCAACGCCUGGUUCUCAUACGUUCCCACCAUAACGGUCGAUGCCAAGCUGGAGAACAGCGACUGGAACGACACCGUCCCGAUCUUGAUCGAGGGUGGAACUAAAGCGAUGUUCGCUUCGAACGAACCCGACAACCCAUCGCAAGCUAACCUCACCCCAGCCCAAAGUGUCACCGUCUACAAGAGGUUCAUGCAGCCCUACUACGGCACCGUCCAACUCGGCACUCCGGCAGUCACCAACGGUGGAGGUCAGGCAGGCUUGACCUACCUCGACGACUUUGUCCGCCUAUGCACCGGUUGUGCUUACAACUUUGUGAACGUGCACUUCUUCGUCGACCGGUCCGAGAUGAGCGUCACUCAGUACAUUGAAGCGCUGACGACCUACAUCGACGUCACCGUACCAGCAAUCCAGGCCAAACACGCGCCGCUGGUCGGACUACCGAUCGCCGUCGGCGAGUUCUGGCUCACGGGCGCUUCGGAGGCCGAAGCCGGAGCGCUGAUGGACGAGCUCCUCCCCUGGCUCGACGGCAACGCCAACGUCCUGUUCUACCAAGCCUGCGGCGGCUUGUUCGAGGGCGGGUUCGUCGACGCUGCCGGGACGGGACUCACGCCGGCCGGAACGGCCUACGGCGGGCUGGCCCUUUGA